AUGGCUGGCCAGCAAAUGCCUCGACGCAAGAUGCUUUCGCAGAGAAAGCCCACCAAAGUGCUCAAGAAGCAUAAGACUAUCGUCAAGUAUGACCGCAGAGAUUGCGAACUGACAGCUCAUCAGCAGUCGUGGGCACGUUCUCUUGCCGUAUCACUUUCUGGAUGGCGAAAGCGGCAAGCCUUCCUGAAAGCCCAGCUAGAAGCUCACGUAAAUGCUGAAUCAGCUCGCGUAGCCGAAGAGGCUACUCUUCAGGCUACUCUUCAGGCCCAAGAAGAUGAACGUCGAGCUCAGUCAGUAAUAUUGACGGCGGAGGCAGAUGCACGGUUUGCUCGAGAUGCCGCUGCAUAUCGGAGAAGAGCCAUCGAGAUAUACCAAUCGAAUAUCGAAGAUGAAACCGAAGAAGAGCGAGACGACGAGGAAUACAUGCAUGACUAUAUUACCAAGUUGUGUAAGUACGGCUCCUCUACCAAGCGCAGGAAGGUUCAAGAUAUUGAAGACGAUGACAGAGAUGAAUCGGACACCGAGAAUCCAGACGUUAUGUCUUCAGCUAAGACUUAUCCCACUCCGAUAUUCCCGUCUGCAACAAAUGUUGACUGGAGGGUCAAGGCCCAAAACGGCAUCGCAAAGAAAAAGCUAACAAUCGACAAAGGUUGGAGUGCAGUCACCUGGAAUCAGAAAUCGAACGUUCACGAGCGCCUCUUGUUGUUGGAGAGUGAUGGUUUCGGAAUUAGCCAGCUACAAGAUCGUAAAGCGAGUAGUGAAGAAAUCACGGCAAUUAUCCUCGAGCGUGCAGCUGUACAACAACGGCCUGAUAACACAGCAUCUCUGCCGGUUCAGACACAUGAAGAAGGAAAGCCAGUAGCAGACCGGCAAGCAUCGCCCCCUCAGCCGCCAACAAAUGCCUCGCCGAUAUCAGACCAUCAGAACGCGCCGGCACCCAUGCCACAAUCUGCUACACCUCCAAUCCCUGAGGACGAUACACAGCCGUUCUGUUUCGAUGAACCUUACCAGCCCCGCGCUUCGCCUCGAUUGAAGCGUAAACGAGACUGCCACUCCGACGACGAAGACUCGGAAGACACUGCGGCUAUUUCUUCUUAUCCUCCGCUCAAGAAGCGCAAUAUCGUGUUUCAUACAGUGGACGCGCUUCGGUUGCAAGCUCUGCAAGAAAUCAAACGCAAGGUUCUCCGCUGCGUCUUUCGUCCCGCCCGGUCAAUAUGUCAGGAGCCAUCUCCCUGCUCGAAGAUCAUUUUCUCUGCUGAAGCUUUGUCGAGCAGUCGAAAAGAGAAGCAUACUACAUCUACUCUCGACUAUCUUUAUGCUCAGCAUGCCAGUAUGAGUUCGCCUGAUGAGCCUCUCAGUAUCCCACUCACAGGCUACAGCAACAUAAUGGCCGAAUUGCGUUUCUUGACUGACACGAGCAGCGCUACUGAGACCAGCAUGACCAUAAUAGACCCUGAUUUCGUCGACGAGGAGCUCAACAGUACUGCUGUGUUUCAAUCUGAAACAGAAGACAGCAGUCCGCACAAGCAGGUCACAACGGAAGACUUCUAUCGUAAGAAAUCACGAAUCACCAUCUCCAAAGAUGAACAGAACCGUCAAGUGUUUCGAGGCGACGCACUGACGUUGGCUGAGUUGUUCAAGGUGCUACAGCAACGCGAGCUCUCUUACCGUGUUGACUGGGAGUGGGAUGGAUUGCGGUUGAUACCUUCGAGCGCUCUUCUAUGGUCGCUGGGCCCAGAGACGCUGGAUACACUGCUGAACAUUGAGCAUCGUCUUAGACAAUGUGCGGGAGCAGGAGGUGCAGAGAUUUGCAUACAAAAACUAGGUAGCGAACGUGCAGGUUUUUCCUGA
Ascochyta rabiei is the source of this 1851-nucleotide messenger RNA. RefSeq lists its product as uncharacterized. The record is from RefSeq and is a predicted model, not a curated record. The transcript has a single exon. Bases 1 to 1851 code for a protein of 616 amino acids. Lineage: Eukaryota; Fungi; Ascomycota; Dothideomycetes; Pleosporales; Didymellaceae.